GAAAGUAUAGACGCGAGGGACGCCUCUAUGUUGCAGGCAAAUGGUCGCAGCAAGUCGUACUGCUCAGAACUUGCUCAGAACCAUCAGGCGCACGAAAAUAGCCGAAAUGCAUGUUGCAAUGAGGUUUCCUGACCGCGAAUCUCAGCCCCCUCUUGACCGGAGGCUCUGUCUAUACAUUCUUAAGUCUAUGAAGUGAAUGUAGCAGAAACGAAACUCCUGAUAGCAGCCCUGUUCACUGCAGUGAUACCUAAGUUUCUGCAAGACUCUCCGGCCGCAGCAUGCUCCAUUAGUGAGAAUAGGAGUAAAAAUUGCUACGCUCUGAUUGGCUAACACGAUACAAUGGUGGGAAUACAAGUGCUUGUUUAGAGAGCAGAGAAACGCGCAAGAGUUGAAGUAUCACUGUAUGUACAGCAAUAUUUUAGUUACUUUUUGCAAGCAUCCCCACCAUUUUAUUGCGCAUCAAAUCCACAGUGAAUACUGCCUUAAGAUUGAAUCGUCAACCAAUCAGAGCAAAGCGAUUUCUAUUUUUAUUCUCGCGUGCUGCAGAGACAUCUAUUAAACGGAACGGAACAGGUUUCAGAUUUAAUGUACAUAUUGUAUACCACAGGUUAAAAUAAUGUUUGAAAAUGACAAUUAGUUAUUAUUAUUAUUGUUAUUAAAGGAAUUUAUAAAAAUAAGUUUCUACAUUAAGUUAUAAACAGUCCUAUCAAUCAAUAUAAUUAUGGAUUCGUAUGUGAUACAGAUCAGACGUAUGUGGUCGAAUCAAGACGGAUAUGCUUUAGCGAAUUUAUUAUCUUUGAGACAUAGUCAUGUUUCAAUUCCACAAAUUGGAUCUGAAAUUGCAAUGACAAAGGCAAUGGAACAUCUACCUGCUCCCUUAGAUACUCUAGCACUUUAUCAUUUGAGAACUAUAACAGCAAUGGUAAAAAAUGAUGCAUUAACUAUGUACAAUUAUCAAAGUUCUGCAGUACAAUCUUUGACAAAAAUACUGCAAAUGCAAAAGGAAGAAAACUGGAUGCUACCUGUUAUGAACAUGAUGUGCCUAGAAUUGAGAUUAUUAGCAGUAUGUGCUGAAAAUAGAAAAAAUAAUAAAAGCUCUAAACCAGGAGAAAUCUUAGAAAAAUGUGCGGAUUGUCUAAUGGGUUGUUUUAGAGUAUGUGCUUGCGAUAAUAGGAGUUCAGAAGAUGACACAAAAAGAUGGGGAAUGCUCGCACUAGUUAAUCAAUUACUAAAGAUUUACUUUAGGAUCAAUAAAUUACAUCUAUGUAAACCUUUAAUACGAGCAAUAGAGUCAUCCCCAUACAAAGCACACUUUGCAUUAGCACAACAAAUAACGUAUAAGUUUUUUGUGGGACGUAAAGCAAUGUUUGACAGUGACUAUAAAGCAGCUGAUGAAUACCUAACAUAUGCGUUCGAACAUUGUCACAAAAAAUCCUUGAAAAAUAAAAGACUAAUUUUAACGUAUCUCGCACCUGUAAAGAUGUUAUUAGGUUACAUGCCAAAACAGAGCUUGCUAGAAAAAUACAAUUUAAUGGAAUUUUGGGAAUUAAUGGAGUCUGUUAAAAAGGGAGACUUACGUAAUCUUGAAAAAGUAAUGGAGAAGCAUGAGACUUUCUUCAUAGGAGCUGGAAUAUAUUUAAUUGUGGAGAAAUUAAAAAUAAUAGCUUAUAGGAAUUUAUUUAAGAAAGUAUAUUUAGUACUAAAUAUACAUCAGAUUCCUAUCCUGAAUUUGCUUUCGGCUCUGCAGAUGCAUGGAUUUAACGAUGUGGAUAUGGAUGAAACAGAGUGUAUUGUAGCAAAUUUAAUAUAUGAAGGAAAAAUUAAAGGAUAUAUAUCUCACCAACAUAAAAAAUUAGUUAUAUCUAAACAAAAUCCUUUUCCAAAAUUGUCAACAAUACCAUAAUUAUGAUGUAUUGGUUAUAUCCGCAUUUUUUAAAUAAAUAAAUGAUUUAAAUACAAAC
Messenger RNA from Megalopta genalis, 1961 nucleotides. NCBI's taxonomy places the organism in Eukaryota, Metazoa, Arthropoda, Insecta, Hymenoptera, Halictidae. The record is from RefSeq and is a predicted model, not a curated record.